AUGUCUCUUUCAAAUGAAAAAAUUACACGUCUACAAGAUUGUAGAGAUAGAUCAAAAAAAGUUUAUGAAAACUAUGAUGAAAAAUUUAAACUUUUUUUAAAUGAACAAUUACAAGAAUUGAAAAAAAUUGAUAGUUCCAUUACUUCCUUUGAUGCUGAAGAAACGACCGUCUUAAAAUAG
Messenger RNA from Dictyostelium purpureum, 180 nucleotides. RefSeq lists its product as uncharacterized. Lineage: Eukaryota; Evosea; Eumycetozoa; Dictyosteliales; Dictyosteliaceae. The record is from RefSeq and is a predicted model, not a curated record. The transcript is spliced from 2 exons. The coding region runs from base 1 to 180 and encodes 59 amino acids.